AUGACUGCCUCCAUCGCUCCCCAUGACGUCCAGCAGUUGCAGCUGGAUGCACACACGUUUGCACCCCUGAUAUUCGAAUCGUUCUCUCUUCCGGACACGAAUCAACGCACACUUGGCCAACCUCAUCCAAAGGGCACGGUCACGCCUCUUGCGCUCCAGCCCUCAUUAUUGGACGGUUCUCAAACAACUUUGGAAAUUGCAAUACAAACCGUGAAAGACCUCCAGGUAAAGGAAGGCUUGUUCACAAAGAAGCUCGCUCAGCAUGGGACUCUCUUGUUUCGGGGACUUCCCAUCCAGUCUGCAAACGACUUUAGCAAAUUUGCUCAUGCGUUUGGUUACUCACCCCAUGAGAUUAUCGGAAUUGUUGUAGACCGGCCUCUCCUCGCUCCCAAUGUCGCCCCAGCAAAUGAAGCUCCAAAAGAAGUUCUCAUCUACAACCAUAACGAAUCCCCUCAAGUACCUCACGCGCCCGAGUACAUCUUCUUCUACUGUCAUAGCGCUCCUAAGGAGGGUGGAGAAACACCGAUCUCGUCCUCAUUAGAGCUGCUCCAACGGGCCAAAGAAGAAAUCCCAGAGUUUGUCAGCGAUCUGGCAGAGAAAGGCAUCUUGAGCAAGGUGACUUACAAAGUCGAGCAGCAAUAUGUAGGAGGUUCUACUCUCAAGCAAGCGUUCGGCAAGGAUAUUGUGGACGGAGAUGACGCAGCGACUAGGAAGCGGAAGAUCGAAGAACAAAUAAGACGCUAUGGUAGGGGCGAGCACACAACCUGGGAAUGGGUGGACGAUGACCAGACCUUGAUACUGACGCACCACCUUCCUGCGUUGCGAACGCAUCCGCACACAAACCUUCCAACCCUUUUCACGGGCCUCGCAGCGUACUACAAGAACUUCGUUGAUGACGCAUCCCCCAACUCGCGUCGCAGGAACAUCACACAGCAGCUGUACGGCGACGGCACACCCAUUCCCGAGGAGUAUCUCAAGAAGCUGGCGGAUAUAACAGAUGAGAUCAGAGUGCUACACAAAUGGCAACAAGGUGACGUGUUGGUGUACGACAACGUGAUCUCGCAACAUGGCCGGCAACCUUGGGAAGGAAAGCAGGAAGACAGGGUCAUAUUGGCAAGUCUGUGGGAUGGAGACGCUGUCCCGGGGCAGUACGAAGGAAGUAAAGGUGAUUGGGCGCAAGUGGUUCAGGCCAGCGCGUGA
Molecule: messenger RNA, 1200 nt
Organism: Paraphaeosphaeria sporulosa
Lineage: Eukaryota; Fungi; Ascomycota; Dothideomycetes; Pleosporales; Didymosphaeriaceae
Product: Clavaminate synthase-like protein
Exons: 1
Coding region: 1-1200 (399 amino acids)
Molecular function (GO): oxidoreductase activity
Source: RefSeq, a predicted model, not a curated record